AUGUCGAGCUCAGAGAAUCUGAUGAAGGGCCAGCGUGGACAGCCUGGGAUAUACCCUGAGCCUCAAGGACCUCCACAAUGGGCGCAACAGAUGCCUCCUCAAUACAAUGGAGGACAAUCGCAGUAUCAACAAUAUCCUCCUCAGCAACCUCAGUAUUAUCAACAACAGCCAGCAGGAUACAAUCAACCAUCAUAUCCACCUCAACAGCCAUAUUACGCACCACCUCCACCUCAAAACUAUGGAUAUUCGGGUCCUCAAAAUAAUAUGUAUCCCCCACCGCCUCCUCCACCAUUGCAAACCAGUAAUGAUGAAAAGUUUAAGAAGGUUGGACCAAAGGAUUUAUGGGCGGCCUUGUUAUUCAUUGUGAUGCUCAUUGGUUUUGCAGUCUCGGCUUAUUUCGGAAUCUCUCAUCUGACAUUUAGUGAUAGUACCAACCAUACCAACUCCACAACUCCAACUAAUGGAAGCACUACAAAUAACGGAAGCAGCUUCAGCUUGACAGCAAGCCAAGUAGGCACCUUAAUUGCCAUAUCUGUCGGAACAGGCUUUGUCUUUACUUCGGUCUACUUUAUGCUAAUGAUAAAAUAUGCUGGAGAACUCAUCCACAUAACGUUUAUCAUGUCGAUAAUCUUGAAUUUUGUCAUGGCAAUCUACUUGUUCUAUAUCAAGCAAUACUUGAUUGCUAUCAUAUGGGUAAUCUUCUCGUUUCUGGUCAUGUUGUCGAAUGUGACUGCUCUGGCAGCGAGGUUUUGGGGAACUAUAGUUGUUGGAUUUGCUGGUUUGAUAAUCGGUGCAGUUUGGUAUAUCCUCUGGGUGCUAGCUACUACCGGAAUCCUACAAGACGCUUCAACCAAUAAUUGGAACAGCGCGGCAGUAUAUGUUUUGAUUAUAUUCAUGGUGUUUUGCUUCUACUGGACAUCACAAGUGAUUUCAAAUGUUGUUCAUGUGACGGUUUCUGGUACCUUUGCGCAUUAUUACUUCCUGGGUACUGGAGUGCCAGGUGGCAGGAUUCAGGUCUCUGGUACUCCUACAGUCGGAUCACUAGGUCGAGCCAUGACUACCUCCUUUGGAUCUAUUUGUUAUGGCUCUCUCGUCAUUGCGCUGCUUCAAACACUACGCACGAUGUUGCAGAUGGCUCAGAAUCAAGCUGCUCAAGACGGCAAUAUAAUUGGAAUGUUCUGUAUAAUCUGUGCUAAUUGUUGUCUGGGCAUCAUCGAGCAGCUGAUACAAUACUUUAACGUGUAUGCCUUCACUCAAGUUGCCAUUUACGGAAAGGAUUAUUGUGAUGCUGCAAAAGCAACUUGGGCACUUGUCAAAUCUCGUGGCGUUGAUGCCAUUAUCAAUGAUAACCUCAUAGGAAACGUACUCGCUAUGGGUGGAUUGCUUGUUGGCUUGCUAUCUGGCUUCAUUGGUUUCAUAUGGGCCAAAUUCAGUGAUGGAAUACCGGCCACAGCUUCUUAUUAUGUCACAAUUGUGAUCAUAUGUUUCUUUAUUGGCUUUUCAGAGUUCAGCAUCUUGGCUGAAGUCAUCAAUAGUGGAGUCGUCACUACUUUUGUUUGUCUUGCCGAAGAUCCAAACGCUCUUGCACGCACAAAGCCUGAGUUAUAUGAAGCCAUACGAGAAACAUACCCUCAAGUUGCAUAUGCAGCUGUCUAA
Molecule: messenger RNA, 1656 nt
Organism: Synchytrium microbalum
Lineage: Eukaryota; Fungi; Chytridiomycota; Chytridiomycetes; Synchytriales; Synchytriaceae
Exons: 14
Coding region: 1-1656 (551 amino acids)
Biological process (GO): transmembrane transport
Cellular component (GO): plasma membrane
Molecular function (GO): transmembrane transporter activity
Source: RefSeq, a predicted model, not a curated record